Messenger RNA from Panicum virgatum (switchgrass), 501 nucleotides. Its product is annotated as SKP1-like protein 1A. NCBI's taxonomy places the organism in Eukaryota, Viridiplantae, Streptophyta, Magnoliopsida, Poales, Poaceae. Gene Ontology annotation, molecular function: cullin family protein binding. Gene Ontology annotation, cellular component: nucleus; cytoplasm. The record is from RefSeq and is a predicted model, not a curated record. The transcript has a single exon. Gene Ontology annotation, biological process: SCF-dependent proteasomal ubiquitin-dependent protein catabolic process. The coding region runs from base 1 to 501 and encodes 166 amino acids.
AUGGCGUCCGACGAUGAGAAGAAGGUUCGCCUCCGCAGCAAGGACGGCCAGGUCUUCGAGGUGCGGGAGAAGGCCAUCGGCGCCUUCUCGGUCACGAUCACGGGCAUGAUCGGCGCGGGAUGUGCCGACGACGACGGCGUCGUCGAGCUCCCGAACGUCUCCGCCGCCACGCUCUCCCGCGUCCUCGAGUACGUCGAGAGGCACUUCGACUUCGACGACUCCCACUCCUCCUUCAUCCCCAGCGACGACGACCCCCUCGCCCGCUUCGACGAGGAGCUCGUCAGCGUCGACAACGACACCCUCUUCGACCUCUUGGAGGCGGCCAACUUCCUCAACAUCGUCAAGCUGCUGGACCUGACGUGCAAGGCGGUGGCGGAGCAGAUGAGAGGGAAGACGACCGACGAGAUCCGCAAGAAGUUCCACAUCGUCAACGACUACACCAAGGAGGAGGAGGAAGAUGUCCGCAUGGAGAACUCGUGGGCGUUCGAGGAACCCGUGUGA